UUUAUUUUUAAUAUUAGAGAUUAUAAAAUUAAAAAAAAUUGAUUUAUUUAAAGGAUGUGGUUGAUAAAGCAGAUACUUUUCCCUUUGUUCUUGAAAGAUUUAUGACGUGGAUGGCUAGCUACAAACUUGGGUGUGGCAAUUCAUUUGCCAUUGUGACGGAUGGACCAUGGGAUAUGAAUAAGUUUUUGGUUGUUCAGUGUGAUUUGAGCCAUACUUCAUUUCCAAAGUUUGGUAAAAAGUGGGUCAACAUUUGUAAAACAUUUGCCAACUUUUACAAGACAAAAAAGCGUUCAUUGAAGAAAAUGUUGCAAACGCUGGACAUGGAAUUCGAAGGACGAAAACAUUGCGGAUUAGACGAUGCUCGUAAUAUAGCCAGGAUCGUAAUUCAUUUAUUAGAAAAGGGUGCAACAGUUACUGUAAAUGAAAGACUUUCAUGGAAUGAAAUUUCUUCAAGAGUAAUAAGCGCAUCUGGAGGAUUUGGUCAUAAAGAUUAGCGAAUUAUUACAAUAGUGAGGUCAAAACCUUUAAGCAAAUCACAGAAUAAAGUGGUCAAAAAUUGGAUUUUGUAUUAUACACCCAACAUUGUACAGUUAAAACUUU
Molecule: messenger RNA, 600 nt
Organism: Centruroides sculpturatus (bark scorpion)
Lineage: Eukaryota; Metazoa; Arthropoda; Arachnida; Scorpiones; Buthidae
Product: 3'-5' exoribonuclease 1-like
Exons: 4
Coding region: 102-494 (130 amino acids)
Biological process (GO): exonucleolytic trimming to generate mature 3'-end of 5.8S rRNA from tricistronic rRNA transcript (SSU-rRNA, 5.8S rRNA, LSU-rRNA)
Cellular component (GO): cytoplasm
Molecular function (GO): 3'-5'-RNA exonuclease activity; nucleic acid binding
Source: RefSeq, a predicted model, not a curated record